Molecule: messenger RNA, 1968 nt
Organism: Naegleria lovaniensis
Lineage: Eukaryota; Heterolobosea; Eutetramitea; Acrasida; Naegleriidae
Exons: 1
Coding region: 1-1968 (655 amino acids)
Biological process (GO): nucleocytoplasmic transport; activation of GTPase activity
Cellular component (GO): perinuclear region of cytoplasm; cytosol; nucleus
Molecular function (GO): GTPase activator activity; small GTPase binding
Source: RefSeq, a predicted model, not a curated record
AUGUCCUCAUUCACGAGCAGUAGUAGUGGCAGUUCACGAAAAUCGUUUGUUAAUUCAUUGUAUCAAAAAGAGGAGUCGCCGUCACCUCCUCCAGCAUUACAUCGAAAGAGAUCCAUGUCCUUAUCCAGUCAAAUGUCCGUUCUAAAAUCAAAGCAAUCUCAUAACACGUAUGCAUCCUCCAAUAUCUCACUUCAUUCCAAUCGAGAUCAUUCAGCAAGCAUCCAAUACUCCAAACAAGCCCUCUUGUCAAAUGUCCAUUUUACACAACUUGUAACAAAUACCUUUCAAGCACUCCCCCAUGAGCUUCAAUGUUACAUUUUCACAUUUCUUUCAGGAAAUUAUCUCUUCAAGAGUGGUCGAUUAGUUUGUCGAACAUGGAGAGAUCUCAUUCGAGAAUUUGGAAUUUUUUCAGGUCAAUUGUGUUUUACAGUUUAUUCGCCGGAUUAUGAGAGAGAUCGAAAAAAAGAUUUAAAACGAAUUGAAAUAUUUAUCAAGUGUUGUAAAGAAGGAUAUUUCACACAAUUGGAUGAUUUACAAUUGAAUUUUUCAAUGAAGGAUCAGAGUGUCAUGAUGAAUGCCUUAUUUUUGGACUCUGGAAUGACAGGUGGCAUUUCACCCUUAUCUGGAAAUGCCUUACAAAUGAAUGACAGUGUGUUUUCGAAUGCUUCUCCAUCGAGUGGUGCCAAUAUAUUGAAUUUUCAACAAAAUUCUUCCACACAACUCUCUCCAAGACAAACCUCUCCCAGAAGACGACAAUCCAAGAAUUUGACAAGUGACAUUUUACCUAGAAAAACUCAACCUUAUUUUCCAAGCUUGACCAAACUCCAAAUCAAAUACCAACAUCCCUUUUGCAAAACUUUGGCCACCUCUUCCUACUUGACCUCUCUUAAACAUUUAAAUUUAAAUUUUUGUCGACUAGUAACAGAUUCUGAAGUCAAAGAACUCGCUCAAAGUGAAUUCCUAACCAAACUAGAAACUCUCCAAUUACAAGGAACUAGUAUUACCGAUGAAGGUGUGAAAUAUAUUGCUUCUAGUUCAACCUUAAUUCAUUUGACGUGUUUAGAUAUUGGCGGGAAUUUUCCUCAAAUGGGACUCGAAAGUUUUUUCAGUGUCUUGACAUCGAAAAAUUUUGGAACUUUGAAAAACUUUGAAUUUCAAGGAAAUCGAGUGAAAUAUGAAAAUAUUGCCAUGCCAUUGACUUCUCAAACCAUGAAUUCUACCAAAGUAACGAGUCCAUUGAGUUUACAAAACAAUUCAUCUUGUUCGAAUCCUUUCGAAUCGAAAACUUCAUUAAGGCAUUUGAAUUUGUAUCGAAACUUUUUUGGAAAAUUGGGAGCUCAAUUUAUGGCUCAACAUGCGACUCAAUUUUUCCAACAUUUGACGUACCUCAAUAUGACCAACAAUUACAUUGAAAAGGAAGGAAUGAAAUAUUUGUGUGAAUGUCAACAAUUGUCAAAUUUGACCUACCUCGAAGCAGGAUACAAUAACAUUGGAGAUGAAGGAGCGAAAUACAUUGCCACGGCCGUAUUCGCUCCAAAUUUAACUCAACUCUUUCUCGUGAAUAAUAAUAUUGGAGUAGAGGGAGUGAAAGCAUUGAGUGAUGGUGACUCUUCACAACUCACCAAUGUACUGGAAUUGAGUUUGAGCAAUUUUGACAAUGAAAGUAACAAUAAGAUUGGAGAUGAAGGAGCUUUGGCAUUGGCUCGGAGUCGUGUGUGGAAACAGUUGAAAAAACUCUCCAUUCGUAAGAAUCAAAUUGGUGAACGAGGAGUGUUGGAAUUGUCUCAGAGUGAGUUCUUGCAUCAUUUGGAAGAAUUGGAUUUGAGGUAUAACAAUGCUUCUUUGGAGGCAAUUGAGGCUGCAAAUUUUCGAGUUGGAAGUAGGAAUUUGUUGCAUCAUCAAAUUGCGUAUCAUAUACCGAAACAUAAGAAACACAAAUCAAUCGAUAAGAAUUGUUUGAUUCAAUAA